Molecule: messenger RNA, 453 nt
Organism: Actinia tenebrosa (Australian red waratah sea anemone)
Lineage: Eukaryota; Metazoa; Cnidaria; Anthozoa; Actiniaria; Actiniidae
Molecular function (GO): calcium ion binding; oligosaccharide binding
Source: RefSeq, a predicted model, not a curated record
CUGGCCUUUGAAGUUAUUUACCAUCGACUCAGGCGCCUUACAAAACGAUAGCCCAGUGUUCUCGAGACGGAAACGAAUGAAAGCGUGGCCAUGAAGAAUGUUGAACCAAUCAUUUCAAGUUUUCUGAAGUAUUUGUCUAUCAUCGUAUUGCUACAAAACUCGGGUGUAGUAGCAACGGUAUGUAAAACCAUGAGCCUACUUCCAGAGAAGUCUGGCAGCUAUCUUCGUAAUCACGCCAUCCGGACUCUGACUGUCUCUUCACAGUCCAUGUGUAGAAUCACGUGUUACCUCAGCGACAAGCAGUGUUUGUCUUAUAACUUCCAUCAGAGUAGUGGAACGUGUGAGAUCAAUGAUUCUGAUGAAUUCCAGCAUCCUGAAGACUUAAUACCGAGCCACGGACAUGUCUAUAGAGGCACGAAGGUAACUAAAUAGCUUAUCAUCAUCAUCAUCAUC